Molecule: messenger RNA, 2180 nt
Organism: Mercurialis annua (annual mercury)
Lineage: Eukaryota; Viridiplantae; Streptophyta; Magnoliopsida; Malpighiales; Euphorbiaceae
Product: protease Do-like 9
Exons: 9
Coding region: 457-1992 (511 amino acids)
Biological process (GO): proteolysis
Molecular function (GO): protein binding; serine-type endopeptidase activity
Source: RefSeq, a predicted model, not a curated record
UGACACAUCAUCACCUAAUCUCUCUUAUUCUUCUUCUUCUUCCUCUCAAACCCCAAUUGAUUAAAAAUUAAAAACCCUACCCAUUUAUAGAGAGUGACAACCAGAUACUUGACCCGACUGACGAUGCUAUAGAUUCUGGCACAAUGAGCUGUGAGGUUAGGGUUAGGGGAGGAGGUAAAUAAGUUGGUAGAGGAAGAGGGGAAGGCAAUAUGGGAGUGGAUUGAAGCGAUGUUAGAUGAAAUGGAGUGACCGGAAGAGUUCAUGAGGAUGAUUGAGUCGGUUGGGUUGACGAGGUCUCUAAAGCAGUACCGACUAAUUGGCGAAGCUCCUCCUUCUUCUCGAUCUAUUUCCUUCUCUUUUCCACUUUUUUGAUCUCACCUAUUGCUUUCAACCUAAUAAUGUCUCCGCCUGUCCUCCUCCGCCUCCUGCUCCUGAUGACGAUACACAAACUUAACAAUGGGACAGUCAAGAAGAAGCCGCAAAUCUAAAACUCUUUCAACCACCAAAUCCACCUCCAAAACUACCAUAAACAACGAACUCAUCGGUCUCACCAACAGUAAACACGGUCAUGGAAAGAUUAGGAGAGUGCUGCCAGAUAUGGACGCCGUGGUGAAAGUCUUUUGUGUUCACACAGAGCCAAAUUAUUCACUGCCAUGGCAGAGAAAUAGGCAGUAUAGUUCGUUUAGCAGCGGGUUUGUGAUUGGAGGAAGAAGGAUAUUGACUAAUGCACAUUCUGUCGAGCAUUACACCCAAGUUAAGCUCAAGAAACGCGGCUCUGAUACCAAGUAUUUAGCUACUGUCCUUGCUAUUGGAACUGAAUGCGAUAUUGCUAUGCUAACAGUUGACGGUGAUGAGUUUUGGGAAGGAGUUUCCGCUAUUGAGUUCGGCGAAUUGCCUGCGCUUCAAGAUUCUGUGACGGUUGUAGGAUACCCAAUUGGUGGAGACACAAUUUCUGUGACUAGUGGAGUUGUUUCAAGAAUUGAGAUUCUAUCUUAUGCUCAUGGUUGCACAGAGCUUCUAGGCUUGCAGAUAGAUGCUGCAAUAAACUCUGGAAAUUCGGGUGGGCCAACUUUUAAUGAUAAAGGUCAAUGCAUUGGCAUUGCUUUUCAGUCCUACAGUCAUACAGAUGCUGAAAAUAUAGGGUAUGUGAUACCAACACCAGUCAUCUCACACUUUAUUAAAGAUUUUGAGAAGAAUGGAGCAUAUACAGGAUUUCCAUUGCUUGGAAUUAAAUGGCAGAAAAUGGAAAAUCCAGAUUUGCGUAUGGCCGUGGGUAUGAAACAUGAUCAGAAGGGUGUUCGAAUCAAAAGAAUUGAUCCCACAACUCCUGAAUCUGAAGUUCUAAAGCCAUCUGACAUUAUUCUUAGCUUCGAUGGCGUAGACAUUGCCAAUGAUGGGACAGUUCCUUUUCGGCAUGGAGAACGGAUAGGUUUUAGUUAUCUUGUUUCCAAGAAGUAUACAGGAGAUAACGCAGUUAUUACAAUUCUCCGCGAUUCUGAGAUUCUGAUUGUUGAUAUCACACUUUCUGUUUAUCAAUACAUCGUUCCAGCACACGUUCAAGGCAGACCACCUUAUUAUAUUAUUUCAGGAUUUGUGUUCAUAGCCGUUUCUGAUCCAUAUCUCAUUGCUGAGUAUGGUGACGAUAUGGAAGGUCCUGUCAAGCUUAUGGAAAAAGUUACGCACUCGAUGCGACGAUCCCCAGAUGAGGAGAUUGUGUUGGUUUCUCAGGUUCUUGCCGCUGAUAUUAAUGUCGGCUAUGAGGACAUUGUCGAUACUCAGGUUAUAGCUUUCAAUGGAAGACCUGUGAGGAACCUGAAGAGCUUGGCUUGCAUGGUAGAGUUUUGUACUGAUGAAUAUUUGAAAUUCGAAUUGGAGUAUGAUCAGAUUGCAGUUCUUCGUACGGAGCCUGCUAAGGAAGCUACUGACGAUAUUCUUACUACACAUUCCAUACCUUCAGCAAUGUCCGACGAUAUUAAAGAAUUCAUCUCUUAGGUUUUGAAGAGUGAAAGAAGAAGAUUUGAUUUAACAGAUUGAAGAAAAAAGAUUGUCCCAAUAGGAAGAUGCAAAAGCGAAAAAGAUGAAAUCCGUGGUUUAUUUUUUGUUUAUAACCUGAUUUGUUUCAUUCAGUGCUGUUUAUAGGCAGCAGAGUAUAUAGUUAGUCGGACUUUUGUUUGGUAUCA